GUUUUUAUUUGCAUUUUCAGAUCAGAAGCUCAUUUCUGCACCGUUUUACUGAAGAACCCAUUAAAAGAGCCAGUGGAUCUCCUAGAAAAUGGCAUUCACUGACCUUACAUCGAGGACUGUGCGUUUUUAUGAUAAUUGGAUCAAAGAUGCUGAUCCAAGAGUUGAAGACUGGCUCCUCAUGUCCUCACCUCUACCACAAACCAUCAUCCUGGGGCUCUAUGUCUACUUUGUCACAUCUCUGGGACCGAAGCUCAUGGAGAACAGGAAGCCUUUUGAACUCAAGAAAGUGAUGAUAACGUACAAUUUUUUCAUAGUACUGUUUUCUGUGUAUAUGUGCUACGAGUUUGUGAUGUCUGGCUGGGGAACGGGUUAUUCGUUUCGAUGUGACAUUGUUGACUAUUCUCAGUCACCAAGAGCAAUGAGGAUGGUGCACACCUGCUGGCUUUAUUACUUCUCCAAAUUUAUUGAGCUGUUAGACACUAUCUUUUUUGUUCUGCGUAAGAAAAAUAGCCAAGUGACUUUCCUCCAUGUCUUCCAUCAUACAAUCAUGCCAUGGACCUGGUGGUUUGGAGUCAAAUUUGCUGCAGGUGGCUUGGGCACCUUCCAUGCCUUUUUGAAUACAGCCGUGCACGUGGUCAUGUACUCCUACUAUGGGCUGUGUGCAAUGGGACCAGCCUACCAGAAGUAUUUGUGGUGGAAAAAACAUUUGACAUCUUUGCAGCUUGUCCAGUUUGUUCUUAUCACCAUCCACAUAGGCCAGAUCUUCUUCAUGGAAGACUGCAAUUACCAGUACCCUGUAUUCCUGUAUAUCAUCAUGAGUUACGGAUGCAUCUUCCUGCUGCUCUUCCUCCAUUUUUGGUAUCGCGCUUAUACCAAAGGUCAGAGGUUGCCCAAAACUAUAAAAAAUGGAAAUGUGAAAACCAAGAAUCACUAAAAUACAAAGCGCAGCCUGGAUUUACAGUUGAGACUGAUAUCUUGCCUUCCUUGACAAUCAAGAGAUACUUGCCUAUGCAGCGCAUUUUGUAUAUGUUUCAAAACCAAGAGCUUGUAUUUUUAUGAUAAGUUAUUUCCAAUCUUUGAGAGUCCAAAGCUCCCAGAUAAGUCUUCUCAGUGGGUGAGCCUGGAGCAUCCAGGAGGUUUCCUGCUGCCUUUCAAGCUAAUCAAAGGUAUUAGUGCAUUUUGCUCCAGUGAGAGGAGGUUAUGAAGUAAUACAGUACUCUUUUGAGGAUAGAUGAAAAAUACUAGUUAUUUUGAACAUGGCCUGAGAUCCACAGAGUACAAUAGAUUCCUCCUGCCUGGUCUGGAAACCCCUGAUUCUGGGUUCUGGCUCAGUCACUUAUUCCAUGUAUUCAGAAGACAUUAUAUUCACUGUGGGGCUCAGUUCCCAAUCUAAAGUGCUAACACAGGUGAAGCCUACGUAGAUUGUUGAUAAGCUCUCAUUCUAAAUUGUUAAUGGUAAGUUUGAAUGCCUCUUCUGAGUGCUUGCCACCA
Messenger RNA from Acomys russatus (golden spiny mouse), 1491 nucleotides. It is a transcript of the gene Elovl7, whose product is annotated as ELOVL fatty acid elongase 7. Gene Ontology annotation, cellular component: endoplasmic reticulum membrane; endoplasmic reticulum. Bases 89 to 934 code for a protein of 281 amino acids. The record is from RefSeq and is a predicted model, not a curated record. The transcript has 7 exons. NCBI's taxonomy places the organism in Eukaryota, Metazoa, Chordata, Mammalia, Rodentia, Muridae. Gene Ontology annotation, molecular function: fatty acid elongase activity. Gene Ontology annotation, biological process: fatty acid elongation, monounsaturated fatty acid; fatty acid elongation, saturated fatty acid; very long-chain fatty acid biosynthetic process.